Orbilia oligospora ATCC 24927 is the source of this 1089-nucleotide messenger RNA. RefSeq lists its product as uncharacterized. The transcript has 3 exons. The record is from RefSeq and is a predicted model, not a curated record. Bases 1 to 1089 code for a protein of 362 amino acids. Gene Ontology annotation, cellular component: membrane. Lineage: Eukaryota; Fungi; Ascomycota; Orbiliomycetes; Orbiliales; Orbiliaceae.
AUGUCGAACUACUUCGGUAAAAUGAACAAGUCGCAGCUGGCCGAAUACGCUCGUCCACUCGGCAUCAGUACAACUCUCAAAAAACAAGAUCUUGUCGAACAAAUUGAAGCCGCAGUCGCUAGGGACCGUUCUGCUCUCGAGAAAGAUACCUUGUUCCAAGAUUACUUUGAGACCUUGACCGAUAGUCCUAGGUCGCUCGUUCGAGCCAUCACUCCGAGAUCUACCACUAGAAGGCGAAGUCGUUAUUCCAAGGCUCCUGAAGAUGAAGAAGACACUCGCGAACACUCCUCCGAACCACCAAGCGAUCUCGUUACCCCCGCAAAGAAACCAACAAAAGUAGGCGUCAGAAGUACUCGCAAAGCCACCAGCCUCCGCAGCGACACCACAGUAGUAGUCUCUCCACCCGUUGUCCCUCCAGUAGUACACGAAGCGCCCGAUAUCAUCCCAGAGCCAAACCAUCCACUAUCCCCAAGUCAAGUCGCUCAAUCCGUCGCAGUCGAGAGUUUCACCGUUGAUAAGAUUAGCGAAGGUAUCGCUUCUUGGUUCGCUAAUGCUGCCGAAACUACCGGAUUCUGGGAACAUGUCGAUUACACCCGUGAAACCCUGUCGGACCCAAGAGCUAUUCAUUUCCUCAUUGCUACCUAUGAAUUAGCUUGGUUGUGCCAUGAUUUGACUCCUUGGUCUAUAGUUACCGUCCCCGUCCCAGCCGCCAGAGUUCCAUAUAUGGACUAUAAUACCGGCCCAACCACUGUCAAAGUCCCAGAUCUAUUCAUUCUCCUCAGCUGGAACGCUUUCUGGUCCCCUAUCGUCUACUGGUUCACUCUCGGCAUCUCGUUCCCACUUCUUUCCAGCUACUUUGUCAACGUCCGCAAGCGCUCCACUUAUGAUCCCCUCACGUUCAGCAUCUCGAAGGCUUUGAUCGCGUACCUUGUCUACACAAAGCAGAUCCUCAAACCAGAAUUGCCAAGAUUGUUUGGUUCCGAUACCCCUGCAUUGAUCAAUGAGAUUAUUGGAGAUGAAACGCCUUUGAUCGGCGCAGCUAUCGGAGGGUUGUUAACACUCUGGGAGGCCAUCCUUUCGAGACGUUAG